AUGGACCCCAACGCUUCCGGCUAUCCAAUGCAGCACAACCCGGGCUACCCUGUCCCUGCGCAGGGCAAUCCGCAGCAGUUUCCGUACUAUCCGAAUCAGAUGCCCUCCUUUCCCCAGUCGAAUGCCCCCUCUCAGCCGUCUUUCGGUGCUGUACCACUGCAACCUGGUGGAGCUAUGAUGCCGCCGGCUUUUACCCAACAAUCACCAGGACCUCACGCGAACUUCUCGACCCCAUUCUCCCAGCCUCCCGUCACCGGUGCUUUCCCUCAACCAACAACCUCCGCGAACAUCCCCGCGACUCAAGCGCAGACUUUCCAGCAGAAUAUGACUACGGGCCUGGCGAAGACGAUGGCACCUGCUCAGCAACCGGUCAUGGCCCAACAGGCUCCGGCUCAACCUACCGCCCCGGCCGUUCAAUCCCCAGCAGUCCAGUCGCCGGCAGCAUUGGCGCGGGAAAAGGAACGCGUUUCGGUGCUUUUGGAGAUAAACUCGAUGUUGCUACAGGAAGCGAUCAAUCUACAAACGUCAGGCAAAGCAGGCGGUCCUCCAGCCCAGCAGGGAUCCCAAGAAUCGAACCCGUCGCCGACCUCGGAAUCGUCCGACAAACAACGGGCCCCCGAGUACGUUAACUGCAUGCGCCGUUUGCAAGCCAACCUCGGGUACCUCGCUACUGUGGCAGACAAGGGCAAAAAGUCUGGAGGCGUUGUCCCUCAAGCACCCGCUAUCAUGACACCGCCCCCGAACCUGCCGGCCAUCAAUGACCUCUACACCAAGUUGAACCAGUUGUUCCCGAAUGCUGCGCAAGGGACAACGAACCCCAAUCAACCUGCUGCUCAAGGGAAUGGAGGACCUGGCCUAUCGCCCAAUUCUGAAAACGUUGUCAUCUAUUUUGUGCAGCAGUCGUUGACUGUCGAGAACUUGACAGAAUUCAUGUACGCGGACCGUGCGCGAGACCGACGGGCAUGUCACUCUGGAUCCCAUUCGCAGAAUCAUAAUUAUUCGCACGUAAAACGAGCAAGGCUCGUCCGUAUCCCUGAAGCUCGGUCAUCUGGCCUGACAAUGUUUGCAGGAGGAGGGGGCCAUGGCCCAAUCAUUGAGGCUCAUGCGGCGCCUGCUCGGGCUCCGCCCAGGGCCUUCAAGGUUCCCGACCCAGCAUUGCCCGCGCUAUCUUGUCAGCGUCAGUUUUCGCUUUCGUCGAGAAUAAGCCUCUCGCGGUAUUUUUCAAAUAAAACUGCUCUGCCGACCCUGCUCAGCCGCGCCCCUUUUGCGCGCUGGCAACCGACCCCGACUCAGCUCCGCCGGUCAUCUUCAGCCGCCGCAGCAACGCCCGAUCUCUGUGUUACCAGCAAAACUCCCACCCGGUCGACGCUUUCCCGACUGCCCACGGACUCCGACCCUAACACCCGCGGGACCGUGAACGAUACAACCACGAAUAUGAAUGGGGACGGCGUCGCGAAACGCAAGCGCAACUCCAUCUCCGCGGCGGCGGAGCGGCCGGUGAAGCAUCUGAAGCCCGAAAACUCAACACUCACCCCUGGCGACUCUACCCCUGCCAACGGGACCGUCUACGAUGUGGAGGACGAAGAAGAUCUGGGCCCGUUGAUGGCGAUCGGGCCGACGCAGGCGGAUUCGCCGGAGUGGCAGGCUACAAUUGAGGAGGUUGUCAAGAGUGUCGUCUCGAUCCAUUUCUGUCAGACUUGCUCGUUCGACACGGAGCUGUCGAUGAGCAGUCAGGCUACUGGAUUUGUGGUUGAUGCAGAGCGUGGAUAUAUCCUUACCAACCGACAUGUUGUCUGUCCCGGUCCCUUCUGGGGAUACGUCAUCUUUGAUAACCAUGAGGAGUGCGACGUCUACCCCGUGUAUCGAGACCCCGUCCACGAUUUCGGGUUGCUCAAGUUCGACCCCAAAGCAAUCCGUCACAUGAAACUGAGAGAGCUGAAGCUGCAGCCCGAUGGAGCUCGCGUGGGCUCGGAGAUCCGGGUUGUCGGUAACGAUGCGGGAGAAAAACUGAGCAUCCUGUCUGGUGUCAUCAGUCGACUUGAUCGGAAUGCGCCCGAAUAUGGUGAGGGUUACAGUGAUUUCAACACCAAUUAUAUUCAGGCCGCCGCUGCAGCUAGCGGCGGAAGUUCCGGAAGUCCGGUGGUCAAUAUUGAGGGAAAUGCCAUUGCCCUGCAGGCUGGUGGUCGUGCAGACGGAGCCGCGACCGAUUAUUUUCUCCCGCUGGACAGGCCCCUCAGGGCCCUGGAGUGCAUUCGUCGCGGAGAACCAGUCACUCGUGGAACCAUUCAGACUCAGUGGAUUCUGAAACCGUUUGAUGAGUGCCGGCGUCUGGGCUUGACUCCGGAGUGGGAAGCGGCGGUGCGCAAGGCGGCUCCCACUGAGACGAGCAUGCUGGUUGCUGAGAUCAUCCUGCCUGAAGGCCCCGCGGAUGGAAAGAUCCUGGAGGGAGAUGUGCUCUUGCAGGUCAACGGGGAGCUACUCACCAAGUUUGUUCGUCUUGACGACAUCCUCGAUUCCAGCGUCGGACAGUCGGUAAAGUUGUUGGUACAGAGAGGCGGUCAAGAUGUGGAAGUUGAAUGCAAUGUCGGCGACCUGCAUGCUAUUACGCCUGACCGGUUCGUAACCGUCGCUGGCGGAACGUUCCAUAACCUAUCCUACCAACAGGCGCGACUCUACGCCAUUGCAACCAAGGGUGUCUAUGUGUGUGAAGCAGCGGGCUCUUUCAAACUGGAAAACACCCUCUCGGGAUGGCUUAUUGAUUCUGUGGAUAAGCGAAAAACGAGAAAUCUCGAUGAGUUUGUUGAGGUCAUGAAGACAAUUCCCGAUCGAUCUCGCGUCGUGAUUUCGUACCGACACAUCCGCGACCUACACACUCGCGGAACGAGCAUUGUGUACAUCGACCGCCAUUGGCAUCCGAAGAUGCGACUGGCGGUCCGAAACGACGAGAGCGGCCUCUGGGAUUUCUCUGAUCUUGCCGAUCCCAUCAAGGCUGUGACGCCGGUCCCAAGAAAAGCUGACUUCAUCCAGCUUGAUGGUGUGAGCCAGCCCGCCGCCGCUGAGAUUGUGCGCAGUUUUGUUCGUGUAUCCUGCACGAUGCCGUUGAAGCUGGAUGGCUUCCCUCAGGCAAAGAAGACUGGAUUUGGUCUUGUCGUCGAUGCCGACAAGGGCUUGGUCGUUGUCUCACGUGCUAUCGUCCCUUACAACCUCUGCGAUAUCAACGUGACCGUCGCCGACUCGAUCAUUGUCACGGCGAAGGUCGUCUUCCUUCAUCCUUUGCAAAACUACUGUAUCAUCCAAUACGACCCUUCCCUGGUACAAGCCCCUGUCCAGAGCGCAAAGCUCAGCACGGAGUUUAUCAAACAAGGACAGGACACUAUCUUUGUCGGCUUCAACCAGAACUUCCGCAUCGUGGUUGCCAAGACGGCUGUAACUGAUAUCACGACGGUUUCUAUUCCGGCCAACGCUUCGGCACCGAGGUACCGUGCGAUCAACCUUGACGCGGUGACUGUAGAUACCGGGUUGAGUGGACAAUGCUCGAACGGUGUCCUGGUUGGCGAAGACGGCGUUGUCCAAUCUCUUUGGCUGAACUACCUUGGUGAACGUACGCCAAACUCCCACAAGGAUGUUGAAUACCAUCUCGGAUUCGCGACGCCAUCGCUGCUGCCGGUUGUCAGCAAAAUCCAGCAAGGCGUCCUGCCGAAGCUGCGGAUCUUGAACAUGGAGAGCUACGUUGUGCAGAUGAGCCAGGCGCGCAUCAUGGGAGUCUCGGAUGAGUGGAUUGAGAAGGUGGCCAAGGCCAACCCGGCUCGCCACCAGCUGUUCAUGGUGCGCAAGGUUGACUGCCCACCGCCAGAGUUCAAGUCGACAGGCGACAGCUUCCAGGAGGGUGAUAUCAUCCUCACACUGGACGGACAGCUGAUCACUCGCGUGUCCGAGUUGGACAUCAUGUACGAGAAGGAGAUGCUAGAGGCGCUGAUUGUGCGCAAUGGCGAGGAAAUGAAGAUCCAGGUGCCUACUGUGUCGACGGAAGAUCUAGAGACCGACCGAGCGGUCGUUUUCUGUGGUGCUGUGCUGCAGAGGCCACACCACGCCGUCCGCCAGCAGAUCUCCAAGCUGCACAGCGAAAUCUAUGUCAGCGCAAGGAGCCGCGGAUCCCCGGCAUACCAGUACGGCCUCUCACCCACCAACUUCAUCACCGCCGUCAACGGCGUCCCAACACCAGAUCUCGACCGCUUCGUGGAGGAGGUCAAGAAGAUCCCAGACAACACAUACUUCCGCCUUCGCGCGGUCACUUUCGAUAACGUGCCGUGGGUGGUCACCAUGAAGAAGAACGACCACUACUUCCCCAUGUCCGAAUACGUCAAGGAAGAGUCCGAGCCGCUCGGGUGGAAGUCGAUCUCGCAUGACACUCAAGAUAAGGAAGGGGUAGCUCCGGAUGUGGCGAACUUGAACCCGGACGCUAUGGACGAGGGGCUGGAGGGUGUGAGCGAUAUAGAGCCGGAGGCUGGGGUUGUAUAA
Aspergillus mulundensis is the source of this 4518-nucleotide messenger RNA. RefSeq lists its product as uncharacterized. Bases 1 to 4518 code for a protein of 1505 amino acids. The record is from RefSeq and is a predicted model, not a curated record. Gene Ontology annotation, biological process: proteolysis. The transcript has 7 exons. Gene Ontology annotation, molecular function: protein binding; serine-type endopeptidase activity. NCBI's taxonomy places the organism in Eukaryota, Fungi, Ascomycota, Eurotiomycetes, Eurotiales, Aspergillaceae.